Molecule: messenger RNA, 234 nt
Organism: Meloidogyne enterolobii
Lineage: Eukaryota; Metazoa; Nematoda; Chromadorea; Rhabditida; Meloidogynidae
Source: the annotation of a GenBank genome assembly
UUAUUUAAUUAUCAAAAAAUGCUUUGGAACGUCUUUUCUCGUUUGCGAUCCAGUCGUUCACCUCUCCUUCCAAUAAUUAUGUUAGCAACAUUAAUAUUAUAUACACUUUUGGGUGCUCUUGCAUUUUGUGCUUUAGAAUCAGCGAAUGAACUUGAAAAAAUAGCAAAAUGGUCGGCAAGUCUCAGACAAAGGGAGUUACAUGCAAGAGAACGAUUACUUGCUGAUUUACAGUAA